AUGCAAUGUCAGAUAUGUUAUAACGAAUCGCAUAAAUUUUACUGCGCAAACUGUGUCCGUACGUCACCUCAGUUAGCAGUGACCCUUCGGUUUCAACUGUUAACAAUCCAAGAUGACAACAAACGAUUAAAUGAGAAAAUAGAUAAUAUACUGAAAGUGUCGAUGGAUAAAAGUAAUAUCAAGAGAGAAGAUAUUGGUGCAGGGGAGCGCCUAUUGAAAACACGAAUGAGACGUGUUAAUGAUUUAAAGAAGAGAAAGAAGGAUGGCCAAUUGAAAAUCCGAAUAAAUAAUAUUUCCAAUUCUAUUGAAAAGAAAAAGACAUUUAUUCAAAACUUAAAGAGACAGAUAACAGAUUCUCAAGAUUCAAAAAAUUGUCACCUUAACGUAUGUAAGGAUAUCUCAAAUGAACGUUACUCAGAGGAUAAUGAUCGUUUAAAACAAGUACAGGCAGUCCUUACAAGAAGACAGAGACAAAGUAUACAAUCAUUAAACCAAUGGUUUGUUAUAAGUAAGACUACAUCUAGAGAUAUUCCAUAUACUUUACAAUUUCAACCCGUAAUCUCUACUAGAACUGCCAAUAAACUACCUCCACAGUUAGUGAAAAACUCUAUCUUCACUAUGUUCCAAUAUUUGAAACUCAGAGCAAGAAUACAAUGUAUACAAUUGCCUUAUCCGACAAUGAACCUAUCACCACUGCCGAGAGAAGGUCAAGAAGACGAAGAUUACAUACUGAAAGAUAUUGUUGAAAUGACAGAUAAGACUGUCACGGAAAACAUAGCUGGGUGGCUGACAAAACUCACCAUUAAUAUAGUACAACUAUGCCAAACAAAUUAUAUCUUACCUUCAGAUGAAUAUAUAGAUCCAAUCUCCAUAUUAGAACAACUCGAUGUCGAUGGACUCUUUUAUAGUCUCUACCUGAACCAGUUGCUCUCGACUGCAAACCAACCGUCGCCAAAUCACUACUUGCAACCAAAUCACAACUUCCAGGACACACUCAAUGCAAUCACUGAUCAACUCACUGAUAGCCAUACCUGA
Messenger RNA from Maudiozyma saulgeensis, 1035 nucleotides. The record is from the annotation of a GenBank genome assembly. NCBI's taxonomy places the organism in Eukaryota, Fungi, Ascomycota, Saccharomycetes, Saccharomycetales, Saccharomycetaceae.